Messenger RNA from Salvia splendens (bonfire salvia), 1868 nucleotides. Its product is annotated as phosphatidylinositol/phosphatidylcholine transfer protein SFH12-like. The record is from RefSeq and is a predicted model, not a curated record. Bases 937 to 1623 code for a protein of 228 amino acids. NCBI's taxonomy places the organism in Eukaryota, Viridiplantae, Streptophyta, Magnoliopsida, Lamiales, Lamiaceae. The transcript is spliced from 7 exons.
AAGAGUUCUCUUCCUUUAAAUAAAUUGAACCACAGUUUGCAACCUAUAUACUGGUUUCAUCACAAAUCCACCCCAGAAGAUGUAAUUGGAGGCCGUGGAUUACUACGUGAAAAAUGAGUCUGAGUUUAGUAGAAAUGGUUGGUGAUGCUGUAAAGCCUUCGUGUGAGCUCAUAUCGACGGUCAACCUUAUAUUGUCUGGAGAGUCAUUUUACCCGCAGUCCGCAGGCUCCUAAUCUACGUUUGUGUUAAAGCACAUGUGCACGUCUUUGUAUCAAUACCAAUUUAUCCACAUGAUUAUGUUUACUAUUUUGGUAGGUAAUAUCCACUCAUCACCACCAUACGUUUUUGCUGCAUGAAAACGACAACAUAAUAAUAGUGGGAGGAUUAAGUAUAACUGAUCGCAAUAAAAAUACAAACGAAAUUCAAAGACGUUACGUUAUUCGGUUUCGCAGAGAAGCAUAUUCCCGCCAAAAAGGCGAAUCCCGCACCAUCAGCUUCGCGCCACGUGGCUCCCGGGCCCCACCCCCCCGGCCAUGAUAGUCCCUAGCCUCCUCCUUCUCCUUCUUCAUUCCAGUCAUUUUGUUUUUCCUUUUAACUGUUUUGUUUCUGCUAAUCAUCGGAUUCAAAAUCCUCUAACUAUUUCUCGCUAUCAAUUUGCUUUUUCACGAUCGAUUUGUGUUAGUUUAUCAUACUGUUCGAAACUCUACUCAAUUACAAUCGGCAGACUGAACGCUUCUGCAAAAUGGAGAAGCCAGAAAUGCUGCCUGAGACGCUUGCUCGGAGUCAAAAUCUCACCACCGCCGCCGCCAAGAAAUUUCGUUGAAUCAUGUUUGGAUCACGUUAGAUACAAAAAGAGUUUCUGUGAGUUCACGAUCGAUUUGUGCUAGUUUCAAAAUUCUGUUCAAUUAUAAUCAUCAGACUGAAGGAUUCUGCAAAAUGGAGAAGCCAGAAAUGCUUCCUGAGACGCUUGAUUGGAGUCAAAAUCUAACCACCGCCGCCGCUGCUGUAAAGGAGGAGUUCGAUUAUAAGAAGCUGUGCGAAGUGAAGCGAUAUUACCCUCACGGUUACCACGGCAUAGACAGGCGGGGACGGCCUGUCUACAUUGAGAGAUUGGGGAAGCUCGAUGUGGAAGGGCUCAUGAAGGUCACCACACUCGAACGUUAUGUCCUGUACCAAACGCAGCAGUAUGAGAAGACAAUCAAAGUCAGAUUCCCUGCCUGCUCCGCCGCUGCAAACAAACACAUCAACAGGAGCAUCGCCAUCCUCGAUGUUCAAGCUGUGAGUUUCAAGAGUUUCACUAGUCCAGUGCAGAAGGUUCUUCUGCAGCUGCGCAAGAUCUUCAACGACAACUAUCCUGAGACCCUCUCUGAAAUGGUGAUUGUGAAUGCCAGCCCCGGCUUUAAGUUGCUUUGGAACGUCGUCAAGUGCUUCCUUGACCCUCAUACAGUGUCCAAGAUUCAGGUUAUUGGCAGCAAGUACCAGAGCAAAUUGCUUGAACUGGUUGAUAAAAGCGAGCUGCCCGAUUUUCUUGGGGGGAGCUGUUGCUGUAGGAAUGAAGGAGGGUGUCUCAACUCAGACAGAGGUCCAUGGAAACACACAUCUGUGGCUUACACUGGAGAGUGAUUUAUAAGCUAUGUUUUGCUGGGCUGGGCUGGGCUAUGGCUUGCUUGAUGAAAUAUAGUAGUUGUUGUAAAUGUAUAUAACAAUAGUAUAUAAAGUAAAUUCCACUAAGUUCAAGGAGACAUUGGUUUGGUUGAUCCUCACAACUACAUUAACCUUAAGGAACAGCAUAUCAUAGAUAGAUCAUGUGUUGCCCUUAACUGAACUUUCUUGAUGUUAUGGUUAAAUGAUUGUUCUAUCUUGUGCAA